AUGGAGCCCACAACCGAAGCCAUUGACAUCGAGCAAGAAGACGAACCGAGGCUGAAUAAAGGGCCACUGUUCUUACCAAGUGAUUCGGACGAUGAGACUCCUGCUUCCCCUAAGAUCGCGCCACGGCCAGCCUCACCACCGUUAUCUGACGCCUUGGAUCUAUUCGACGACGACGCGUUUACCAUACAGCCUCUGGGCUCUACUGUCAAUGCCGAGGCUUUGGAACGCGAUGCGCGUGCUCGGCAGGCUUCUCAACCAUCUUACACGCCCCAUCAAAUUCUACCAAGUAGCUCUCCGCCCAGAGAUGAGGAGGCAUUGGCAAAAGACAAAGAUGCGGUGGAGCCAAGGCCCGGGAUGAGGAAGAGGAUUCCACGGCUUGAUGAAGGGCGUUUGCUAGGACGAGAUGGCUUCCCUGCACUAAUGAAAUCCGUCAAAGGCUUCAAAAUCAAAGGAAAGGGACAUGAGGUAGAAGAUCUCGACAGACUGUUUCUCACGUAUCAAUUUUGGACGCAUCAACUCUACCCGAAGACCCAAUUCCGAGAUACAGUUGAGAGAGUGGAGAAACUUUGCCAUUCGAGACGUAUGCACGUUGCGCUAGGUGUAUACAGAGAUGAAGCCCACGGAAAGAUUGUACGAGACGAAGAUGUGAUAGAUCUCACAGACGAAGAAGGCAAUGCGCGGGAGCCUCCGGCCUCGGAGCCAGCCUCGGAGCCCGCUUCCUCUUCUGAGGAACCUAGUCGUGGUCAAACGACAGAUUUCGAUGAUGACGAGUUCGAAGCCGCGAUCCGUGAAGAAGAGCAACGAAGCCAACCCACAAAAGAGCGGGAGCGCAACGUCGCGCCUCUGAAGCCGAAGGCAACUUUUGGCCAAGCAGGCGAUGAUGAUUUCAUGGACGUUGAAGAUGAUCUUUGGGAUCAACUCAUAGAGGGGGCAUUUGACAAACCGGAAGGCAAUGCUAGUGGGAAUUCGACCGCGCCAAGAAUCAGUGAAGGGGACGACGAUGAUAUAUGGAACGUCGUUGACGAAGUGGAGAGGGAGCAAGGUGGCACAACCACGCAGAAGGCACCUGUACCAGUUGUUUCAGAGGCAGAGGAGAACUGGGAGGACAUGUAUUUUUAG
Molecule: messenger RNA, 1119 nt
Organism: Pleurotus ostreatus (oyster mushroom)
Lineage: Eukaryota; Fungi; Basidiomycota; Agaricomycetes; Agaricales; Pleurotaceae
Exons: 3
Coding region: 1-1119 (372 amino acids)
Biological process (GO): replication fork processing; DNA replication checkpoint signaling; DNA damage response
Cellular component (GO): replication fork protection complex; nucleus
Molecular function (GO): DNA binding
Source: RefSeq, a predicted model, not a curated record